Messenger RNA from Macadamia integrifolia, 3872 nucleotides. RefSeq names its product receptor protein kinase TMK1-like. The record is from RefSeq and is a predicted model, not a curated record. Lineage: Eukaryota; Viridiplantae; Streptophyta; Magnoliopsida; Proteales; Proteaceae. Gene Ontology annotation, molecular function: ATP binding; protein binding; protein kinase activity. The transcript is spliced from 2 exons. Bases 629 to 3517 code for a protein of 962 amino acids. Gene Ontology annotation, biological process: protein phosphorylation.
CAAUAAAGAAAGUGAAAGGAGAAUUUGAUCGUUCUCUUCUCUUCUCUUUUCUCCUCUCCUCUUCACAGUUCACUCCAGAGUUCACACAAUAGUUCAGACUGUCACUUCCAAAUUCUGGAGAAGAUUUACUCCUUAAAGAACCUCAGAUUCCACCAUAUCAAACCGAACCAGAUAGACACGGAUGUCCAUCUCUCCCUUUUUUUUAAGUUUAAAUUUUUGAUAAUGGAGAAGCAUAUAGGAUAAAGACUAAAGAGUGUCUGUAUUGUAUUGUGUAGUGCUGGACACGUCUUUUGGUGCACUCUCUAGAGGGAGAAGAAGUCCAAAAAUGGUGGUAAAACGUUGAAUUUUUUUUAGUCUACAACUAUGAUUUUCGAUCUGGGUACUUGAAAUCUUAGUUUGAUCUGAUUUUUUGGUCUAAAGUUUGUGGGUUUGCUCCAGUUGUUGCUACUGUGACUCUAUGCGAAGCUUUGAAGGUGCCUUUCACUUUUCCUAAGGCUUUUAGGAUCUGGGUGUGUUCUGUUUCUCUAAAAUGACCAUUCUGUCUCUUCCUUUUGUGGGUUUCUAGUAUACAUUCUCCUGGUUGCUUUCUUUAGCUUUUGUCUUCAAUUUGAGUUUAUUUGUAGUGUGAAUGCAGAAUGGUUCCCAAAAGUUUGAUGUAGUGAGAGUCAUGGGAGAAACCCAGAUGAAGCUGUUUUUAAUGGUGGUACUCUGGUUUGUUCCUGUGGUUUUUAGUGCUACUGAUCCUGACGAUUUACAGAUUUUGAAUGAUUUUAAAAAAGGGUUGUCGAAUCCAGAGCUCCUGAAAUGGCCUUCAGGUGGAGAUGAUCCAUGUGGUUCUAAGUGGCCCCAUGUCUUCUGCAGUGGUAACAGGAUCACACAGAUUCAAGUUGCAGACUUGGGUUUGAUAGGAACUCUACCUUCAAACUUUAAUCAGCUCAAAAUGCUAGACAAUUUAGGGUUUCAGAGGAAUCAGUUCAGUGGGGCUUUGCCAUCUUUCAGUGGGCUUUCGGAGCUUAAGUCUGCUUAUUUGGAUUACAAUGCGUUCGACAAUAUCCCUUCUGAUUUCUUCACAGGUCUCACCAAUCUACAGGUCUUGGCUUUGGAUUAUAAUCCCUUGAAUGCCACUACUGGAUGGUCCAUUCCCAGCGAGUUGGGGCUAUCAUCUCAUCUAACCACUCUGUCCCUGAUGAAUUGCAGUUUGGUUGGUUCAAUUCCUGAUUUUCUAGGGAGUAUGUCGUCUCUUACCGCUUUGAAGCUGUCCUACAACACUCUUUCUGGCGGAAUUCCUGCAACUUUUAGCCAGUCAUUAUUGCAGGUUCUUUGGGUGAAUGAUCAGAAAGGAAGCAAGUUGUCUGGUCCUAUAGAUGUAAUUGCGUCCAUGACCUCUCUUACAUUACUAUGGCUACAUGGAAACAGUUUCACAGGAACAAUUCCUACUAAUAUUGGAGACUUGUCAUCUUUGAAGGAACUCAACCUCAACGAUAACCAGCUUGUGGGGUUAAUUCCUGAGAGCUUGUUGAGUUUGCAGCUAGAGACAUUGGAUUUGAGCAACAACCACCUGAUGGGUCCAAUUCCAAAGUUCAAUUUGGGUAAUGCAUCUUACCUCCCAAACUCAUUUUGUCAAUCUGUUCCUGGGCUUCCUUGUGCGCCACAAGUUUCAGCACUUUUAGAUUUCCUUGGCAAUGUGAGUUACCCUGUAAAAUUGGCUUCUGCUUGGUCUGGUAAUGAUCCUUGUCAGGGACCGUGGUUAGGACUGAGUUGUGAUUCAAGUUCCCAAGUUUCUGUUUUGAAUUUACAUGGAAAUAACCUUAGUGGGACUCUAAGCCCUGCAGUUGCAAAGCUGAAUUCUCUAACUGUUAUUAAUUUGGGGGCAAACAAUCUAACUGGUGCAAUCCCUUCGAAUUGGACUCAGUUGAAAAAUCUGAAGUUAUUGGAUGUAAGUGGGAACAACAUUGAGCCUCCAGUUCCAGUAUUUAGUGGAAGUGUAAAGGUUGUUCUAGAUGGUAAUUCUCUACUGAAUGCCUCUCCACCGCUGUCUAACUCAUCAUCGGGGAGCCAGCCUUCUCCAUCCAGCAACCUGUCUCCACCUUCUAAUUCAGGUAGUUCGGACCAAGGACCUACAUCAUCAGAGGUAUCCAAACCAAGAAGUUCCAAAACAUCCAAGUUACUUGUUAUUGUGGCCCCUGUUGCUUGUUUUGCACUCUUGACUCUUCUGAUACUUCCGCUUACUGUGUACUACUUGAAGAAGAAAAAACGUACCUUCCAGGCACCGAGUUCCUUUGUGGUUCACCCCAGGGACCCAUCUGAUCCAGAUAACAUGGUUAAGAUUGUGGUAUCCGAUAACACAAAUGGAGGGGUAUCUACUCUAACAGAGAGCAGUUCUCAGGGACACAACAGUGGAAUGGGAGAGUCUCACGUGAUUGAGGCUGGAAACGUGAUCAUAUCAGUUCAGGUUCUUCGGAAUGUUACCAAGAAUUUUGCUCCAGAAAAUGAAUUGGGGCGUGGUGGUUUUGGGGCAGUUUACAAGGGGGAACUGGAUGAUGGUACGAAAAUAGCAGUUAAGAGGAUGGAGUCCGGUGUGAUUAGCAACAAAGCCCUGGAUGAAUUUCAGGCUGAAAUUGCUGUUCUUUCAAAAGUCCGACACCGGCAUUUGGUGUCUCUGUUGGGGUAUUCUGUUGAAGGUAAUGAGAGGCUUUUGGUUUAUGAGUAUAUGCCUCAAGGGGCAUUGAGCAAGCACCUAUUCCACUGGAAGAAUCUGAAAUUGGAGCCUCUUUCUUGGAAGAGGAGACUGAACAUUGCCUUGGAUGUUGCUAGAGGGAUGGAGUAUCUUCAUGGUCUUGCACACCAAAGCUUUAUACACAGAGACCUAAAACCUUCAAAUAUUCUCCUUGGUGAUGAUUAUCGAGCAAAGGUUUCUGAUUUCGGUCUGGUGAAACUGGCUGAUGGAGACAAUUCAGUGGCGACGAGACUUGCUGGGACAUUCGGAUACCUGGCACCUGAGUAUGCUGUAACGGGUAAGAUCACAACCAAGGUCGAUGUCUUCAGCUUUGGAGUUGUGUUGAUGGAGCUGUUAACUGGGUUGCCGGCACUUGAUGAGGACCGUCCUGAGGAGACCAGAUACUUGGCUGCAUGGUUUUGGCACAUCAAAUCAAGGAAGGAGAAAUUAAUGGCUGCCAUUGAUGCAGCUCUUAAUGUUAAUGAAGAAACAUUUGAAACCAUUUCCAUCAUUGCUGAACUAGCUGGGCAUUGCGCUGCAAGGGAUCCCAACCAACGGCCUGAUAUGGGACAUGCAGUUAAUGUACUGGUUCCACUAGUAGAAAAGUGGAAACCAUUUGACGAUGACAGUGAGGAAUAUUCAGGCAUUGAUUACAAUCUACCCCUUACUCAGAUGGUCAAAGGCUGGCAGGAAGCAGAAGGUAAGGAUUACAGCUGUUCGGGUAUUGAUGAUAGCAAGGGAAGUAUUCCCUCAAGGCCCACUGGCUUUGCAGAGUCCUUCACUUCGGCUGAUGGUCGGUAAUUUGCAGGUUUAUGCCAUUCAGUUCUUGGUGAUUGAUCUCUUUUCUAGCUCUUCAUUUGUCAAGUUAUUUAUGUAGUAGGUGUAGAUUAUUAGCUUCGCCAGCCCCAUUAAUUUGGCAUAAGGCUUUGUUGUUGCUGUUGUGUAGAUUAUUGGCUCAUCUGCUUUAAGAUUUUAAUUUCAGCAGCUUCAGUGGCGUUCUCAUUUACCGAAGAUGAGUUAAGAUAUGCUUAGGAUACAUGAUUUCUAUUUUCGGGUUUUCUGUUAAUUUUCACUUUCGAUUUCUUUUUAAGCUGUUAGAUUUGUGUGUAUUGUGCUGUAGAUAUAAAAGUAUAAAUGAAACCUAUCAGUUAUUCCA